Molecule: messenger RNA, 11148 nt
Organism: Sciurus carolinensis (gray squirrel)
Lineage: Eukaryota; Metazoa; Chordata; Mammalia; Rodentia; Sciuridae
Gene: Acaca
Product: acetyl-CoA carboxylase alpha
Exons: 56
Coding region: 81-7232 (2383 amino acids)
Biological process (GO): fatty acid biosynthetic process
Molecular function (GO): acetyl-CoA carboxylase activity; ATP binding; metal ion binding
Source: RefSeq, a predicted model, not a curated record
ACGUCGAAAUUGUCUUCUUUGGAAAGAACCAUCCCCUCUUUGGGAUUCAGAGGCCCAAAUGGAGGUGCAAUGAUGAGAGGAUGUGGUGGUCCACUCUGAUGUCAAUCUUGAGGGCUAGUUCUUUUUGGAGGCGGAUAUCUGCUCAGACAGUAAGAAUUAUAAGAGCUCUGAGAGCUUAUUUUGAAAGAAUAAUGGAUGAACCAUCUCCCUUGGCCAAACCUCUGGAGCUGAAUCAGCAUUCCCGAUUCAUAAUUGGUUCUGUGUCUGAAGAUAACUCAGAAGAUGAGAUCAGCAACUUGGUGAAGCUGGACCUCUUGGAAGAGAAGGAGGGCUCUCUGUCACCAGCUUCUGUCAGCUCAGAUACACUUUCUGAUUUGGGGAUCUCUAGCUUACAGGAUGGCUUGGCCUUACACAUAAGGUCCAGCAUGUCUGGCUUGCACCUAGUAAAACAAUGUCGAGACCGAAAGAAAAUUGACUCACAGCGAGAUUUCACUGUGGCUUCUCCAGCAGAAUUUGUUACUCGUUUUGGAGGGAAUAAAGUGAUUGAGAAGGUUCUUAUUGCUAACAAUGGCAUUGCAGCAGUGAAAUGCAUGCGAUCCAUCCGUCGGUGGUCUUACGAAAUGUUUCGAAAUGAGCGUGCAAUCCGAUUUGUUGUCAUGGUCACACCUGAAGACCUUAAAGCCAAUGCAGAAUACAUUAAGAUGGCGGAUCACUAUGUACCAGUGCCUGGAGGACCAAACAACAACAAUUAUGCAAAUGUGGAAUUAAUUCUUGAUAUUGCUAAAAGGAUUCCUGUACAAGCAGUAUGGGCUGGCUGGGGUCAUGCUUCUGAGAAUCCCAAGCUCCCAGAGCUUCUCUUGAAAAAUGGCAUCGCCUUCAUGGGUCCUCCAAGCCAGGCCAUGUGGGCUUUGGGGGAUAAGAUUGCAUCUUCCAUAGUGGCUCAAACUGCAGGUAUCCCAACUCUUCCCUGGAGUGGCAGUGGUCUUCGUGUGGACUGGCAGGAAAAUGAUUUUUCGAAACGUAUCUUAAAUGUUCCACAGGAACUGUAUGAAAAAGGAUAUGUGAAGGAUGUGGAUGAUGGGCUGAAGGCAGCAGAGGAAGUUGGAUACCCAGUAAUGAUCAAGGCCUCAGAAGGAGGAGGAGGGAAGGGAAUCAGAAAAGUCAACAAUGCAGAUGACUUCCCUAACCUUUUCAGACAGGUUCAAGCUGAAGUUCCUGGAUCGCCUAUAUUUGUGAUGAGACUAGCCAAACAAUCUCGUCAUCUGGAGGUACAGAUCCUAGCAGAUCAGUAUGGCAACGCAAUCUCUUUGUUUGGCCGUGACUGCUCUGUACAGCGCAGGCAUCAGAAGAUUAUUGAAGAGGCACCUGCUGCUAUUGCUACUCCAGCAGUAUUUGAACAUAUGGAACAGUGUGCGGUGAAACUUGCCAAAAUGGUUGGUUAUGUGAGUGCUGGGACUGUGGAAUACCUGUACAGCCAGGAUGGCAGCUUCUACUUUCUUGAACUGAAUCCUCGGCUACAGGUGGAGCACCCUUGUACAGAGAUGGUAGCUGAUGUCAAUCUCCCUGCGGCACAACUCCAGAUUGCCAUGGGGAUCCCUCUGUUUAGAAUCAAGGAUAUCCGUAUGAUGUAUGGGGUAUCUCCCUGGGGUGAUGCGCCCAUUGAUUUUGAGAAUUCUGCUCAUGUUCCUUGCCCAAGGGGCCAUGUUAUUGCUGCUCGGAUCACAAGUGAAAAUCCAGAUGAGGGUUUUAAGCCCAGCUCAGGAACGGUUCAGGAACUAAAUUUUCGCAGCAAUAAAAAUGUUUGGGGUUAUUUCAGUGUUGCUGCUGCAGGGGGGCUUCAUGAAUUUGCUGAUUCUCAGUUUGGUCACUGCUUUUCCUGGGGAGAAAACAGAGAAGAAGCAAUUUCAAAUAUGGUGGUGGCUUUGAAGGAGCUAUCUAUUCGGGGUGACUUUCGAACUACAGUUGAAUAUCUGAUCAAAUUGUUAGAGACUGAAAGCUUUCAGUUGAAUAGAAUUGACACCGGUUGGCUGGAUAGACUGAUAGCAGAAAAAGUACAGGCAGAGCGACCUGACACUAUGUUGGGAGUUGUGUGUGGGGCUCUUCACGUGGCAGAUGUGAGCUUGCGGAAUAGCAUCUCUAACUUUCUUCACUCCUUAGAAAGGGGUCAAGUCCUUCCUGCUCAUACACUUCUGAACACAGUAGAUGUUGAACUUAUCUAUGAAGGAGUCAAGUAUGUACUUAAGGUGACUCGACAGUCUCCCAACUCCUAUGUGGUAAUCAUGAAUGGCUCAUGUGUGGAAGUAGAUGUGCAUCGAUUGAGUGAUGGAGGACUGCUUUUGUCCUAUGAUGGCAGUAGUUAUACCACGUACAUGAAAGAAGAAGUGGAUAGAUAUCGAAUCACAAUUGGCAAUAAAACCUGUGUGUUUGAGAAGGAAAAUGACCCAUCCGUGAUGCGCUCACCUUCUGCUGGGAAGUUAAUCCAGUACAUUGUGGAGGAUGGAGGCCAUGUGUUUGCUGGCCAGUGCUAUGCUGAGAUUGAGGUGAUGAAGAUGGUGAUGACCUUAACAGCUGCAGAAUCUGGUUGCAUUCAUUAUGUUAAGCGACCUGGAGCAGCUCUUGAUCCUGGCUGUGUAAUAGCCAAAAUGCAGUUGGACAACCCCAGCAAGGUUCAGCAGGCUGAGCUUCACACAGGUAGUCUGCCACAGAUCCAGAGCACAGCACUCAGAGGCGAGAAGCUCCAUCGAGUGUUCCACUAUGUCCUGGACAAUCUGGUCAAUGUGAUGAAUGGAUACUGCCUUCCAGAUCCUUUCUUUAGCAGCAGGGUGAAAGACUGGGUAGAGCGGUUGAUGAAGACCCUCAGAGAUCCCUCUCUGCCUCUUCUAGAAUUGCAAGAUAUCAUGACCAGUGUCUCUGGUCGUAUUCCCCUCAAUGUGGAGAAGUCUAUCAAGAAGGAAAUGGCUCAGUAUGCUAGCAACAUCACAUCAGUCCUCUGUCAGUUUCCCAGCCAGCAGAUUGCCAACAUCCUAGAUAGUCACGCAGCUACAUUGAACCGGAAAUCUGAACGGGAAGUCUUCUUUAUGAACACUCAGAGCAUUGUCCAACUAGUACAAAGGUACCGAAGUGGUAUCCGAGGCCACAUGAAGGCUGUGGUGAUGGAUCUGCUCCGGCAAUAUCUGCGAGUAGAGACACAAUUCCAGAACGGUCACUAUGACAAAUGUGUGUUCGCCCUUCGGGAAGAGAACAAAAGUGACAUGAACACUGUAUUGAACUAUAUUUUCUCUCAUGCUCAAGUCACCAAGAAGAAUCUUCUGGUCACAAUGCUUAUUGAUCAGUUGUGCGGCCGGGACCCUACUCUCACUGAUGAACUACUAAAUAUCCUCACAGAGUUAACUCAACUGAGUAAGACCACCAAUGCUAAAGUAGCACUUCGGGCACGCCAGGUUCUUAUUGCCUCCCAUUUGCCAUCAUAUGAACUUCGCCAUAACCAAGUAGAGUCUAUCUUCUUAUCAGCUAUUGACAUGUAUGGACAUCAGUUUUGCAUUGAGAACCUGCAGAAACUCAUUCUAUCUGAAACAUCUAUUUUUGAUGUCCUACCAAACUUCUUCUAUCACAGCAACCAGGUAGUGAGGAUGGCAGCUCUGGAGGUAUAUGUUCGAAGAGCUUACAUUGCCUAUGAACUUAACAGCGUCCAACACCGCCAGCUUAAGGACAAUACCUGUGUGGUGGAGUUUCAGUUCAUGCUGCCCACAUCACAUCCAAACAGAGGGAACAUCCCCACGCUAAACAGAAUGUCCUUCUCCUCCAACCUCAACCACUAUGGCAUGACUCAUGUAGCUAGUGUCAGUGAUGUGCUGUUGGACAACUCUUUCACACCACCAUGUCAGCGAAUGGGCGGAAUGGUCUCUUUUCGGACUUUUGAAGAUUUUGUCAGAAUAUUUGAUGAAGUGAUGGGCUGCUUCUGUGACUCCCCACCCCAAAGCCCCACAUUCCCAGAGGCAGGUCAUACAUCUCUAUAUGAUGAAGAUAAGGUCCCCAGGGAUGAACCAAUUCACAUUCUGAAUGUGGCUAUUAAGACUGAUGGUGAUAUUGAGGAUGACAGGCUGGCAGCGAUGUUCAGAGAGUUUACCCAACAAAAUAAAGCUACCUUGGUUGAACAUGGAAUCCGACGCCUUACUUUUCUGGUUGCACAAAAGGAUUUCAGAAAGCAGGUCAACUGUGAGGUGGAUCAGAGAUUUCAUAGAGAAUUCCCAAAGUUUUUCACAUUCCGAGCAAGGGAUAAGUUUGAGGAGGACCGAAUCUAUCGUCACCUGGAGCCUGCUCUAGCUUUCCAGUUAGAGCUGAACCGGAUGAGAAAUUUUGACCUCACUGCCAUUCCAUGUGCUAAUCACAAGAUGCACCUGUAUCUUGGGGCAGCUAAGGUAGAAGUCGGCACAGAAGUGACAGAUUACAGGUUCUUUGUUCGUGCAAUCAUAAGACAUUCUGAUCUGGUCACCAAGGAAGCUUCUUUUGAAUAUCUACAAAAUGAAGGGGAGCGUCUGCUCCUGGAAGCCAUGGAUGAGUUGGAAGUUGCUUUUAACAAUACUAAUGUUCGCACUGACUGUAACCACAUCUUCCUCAACUUUGUUCCCACAGUCAUCAUGGACCCAUCAAAGAUUGAGGAAUCUGUGCGGAGCAUGGUAAUGCGCUAUGGAAGUCGGCUGUGGAAAUUGCGCGUCCUCCAGGCAGAACUGAAAAUCAACAUUCGCCUGACACCAACUGGAAAAGCAAUUCCUAUCCGCCUCUUCCUGACAAACGAGUCUGGCUAUUACUUGGACAUCAGCCUAUACAAGGAAGUGACUGACUCCAGGACGGCACAGAUCAUGUUUCAGGCAUAUGGAGACAAACAGGGACCACUGCAUGGAAUGUUAAUCAAUACUCCAUAUGUGACCAAAGACCUGCUUCAAUCAAAGAGGUUUCAGGCGCAGUCCUUAGGAACAACAUAUAUAUAUGAUAUCCCAGAGAUGUUUCGGCAGUCCCUGAUCAAACUCUGGGAGUCCAUGUCCACUCAAGCAUUCCUCCCAUCACCUCCUCUGCCUUCAGACAUGCUGACAUAUACUGAACUGGUAUUGGAUGAUCAAGGUCAGCUGGUCCACAUGAACAGGCUUCCAGGAGGAAAUGAGAUUGGCAUGGUAGCUUGGAAAAUGACCCUUAAAAGUCCUGAAUAUCCAGAAGGCAGGGAUAUUAUUGUUAUUGGCAAUGACAUCACAUACCGAAUUGGGUCCUUUGGGCCCCAGGAGGACUUGCUGUUUCUGAGAGCUUCUGAACUUGCCAGGGCAGAGGGUAUCCCACGCAUCUAUGUAGCAGCCAAUAGUGGAGCAAGAAUUGGACUGGCAGAAGAAAUUCGUCAUAUGUUUCAUGUGGCCUGGGUAGAUCCUGAGGAUCCCUAUAAGGGAUACAAGUAUUUAUAUUUGACCCCUCAAGAUUAUAAGAGAGUCAGUGCUCUCAACUCUGUCCAUUGUGAACACGUGGAGGAUGAAGGAGAAUCCAGGUAUAAGAUAACAGAUAUUAUUGGGAAAGAAGAGGGACUUGGAGCAGAGAACCUUCGAGGUUCUGGAAUGAUUGCUGGAGAAUCUUCAUUGGCCUAUGAUGAGAUCAUCACCAUCAGCCUGGUGACAUGCCGAGCCAUUGGGAUUGGGGCUUAUCUUGUACGGCUGGGACAGAGAACCAUCCAGGUUGAGAAUUCUCACUUAAUUCUGACAGGAGCUGGUGCCCUCAACAAAGUCCUUGGACGGGAAGUAUACACCUCCAAUAACCAGCUUGGGGGCAUCCAGAUCAUGCACAACAAUGGGGUAACCCACUGUACUGUUUGUGAUGACUUUGAAGGGGUUUUCACUGUCCUGCACUGGCUGUCAUACAUGCCCAAGAGCGUUCACAGUUCGGUUCCUCUCCUGAACUCUAAGGAUCCUAUAGAUAGAAUCAUUGAGUUUGUUCCUACAAAGGCUCCAUAUGAUCCUCGAUGGAUGUUAGCAGGACGUCCUCACCCAACCCAGAAGGGUCAGUGGUUGAGUGGAUUUUUUGACUAUGGAUCUUUCUCAGAGAUUAUGCAACCCUGGGCACAGACUGUGGUGGUUGGUAGAGCCAGGCUAGGAGGAAUACCUGUGGGAGUAGUUGCCGUAGAAACCCGAACAGUAGAACUAAGUAUCCCAGCUGAUCCUGCAAACCUGGAUUCUGAAGCCAAGAUAAUCCAGCAGGCUGGCCAGGUUUGGUUCCCAGAUUCUGCAUUUAAGACCUAUCAGGCUAUCAAAGACUUCAACCGUGAAGGACUGCCCCUGAUGGUCUUUGCCAACUGGAGAGGCUUCUCUGGUGGGAUGAAAGAUAUGUAUGAUCAAGUGCUGAAGUUUGGAGCUUACAUUGUGGACAGCUUGCGGGAGUGCUCCCAACCUGUGUUGGUUUACAUUCCUCCUCAGGCCGAGUUGCGGGGUGGCUCUUGGGUUGUGAUCGACCCCACCAUCAACCCCCGGCACAUGGAGAUGUAUGCUGACCGAGAAAGCAGGGGAUCGGUUUUGGAGCCAGAAGGGACGGUAGAAAUCAAAUUCCGCAAAAAGGAUCUGGUGAAAACCAUGCGUAGGGUGGACCCAGUCUACAUAAGCUUGGCUGAGCGAUUGGGCACCCCAGAGCUAAGCCCAGCUGAGCGGAAGGAGCUGGAAAACAAGCUGAAGGAGCGGGAGGAAUUCCUGAUUCCCAUUUACCAUCAGGUAGCUGUGCAGUUUGCCGACUUGCACGACACACCAGGCCGGAUGCAGGAGAAGGGUGUCAUUAACGACAUCCUGGAUUGGAAAACAUCCCGAACCUUCUUCUACUGGCGGCUGAGACGUCUCCUGCUGGAGGACCUGGUCAAAAAGAAAAUCCACAAUGCCAACCCCGAGCUAACUGAUGGUCAGAUCCAGGCCAUGUUAAGGCGUUGGUUUGUGGAAGUGGAAGGAACAGUGAAGGCCUAUGUGUGGGACAAUAAUAAGGAUCUGGUGGAGUGGCUGGAGAAACAGCUGACAGAAGAAGACGGUGUUCGUUCUGUGAUAGAGGAAAACAUCAAAUACAUCAGCAGAGACUACGUGCUCAAGCAGAUCCGCAGCUUGGUACAGGCCAAUCCCGAGGUUGCCAUGGAUUCCAUCGUCCACAUGACCCAGCACAUCUCACCCACUCAGCGAGCAGAAGUCGUUCGAAUCCUCUCCACGAUGGAUUCCCCUUCCACGUAGGAAGAGCUUCCUGCUCAUCCCUGCCCUGUCUCUGGAGAAAAGGGCUACAGCUGCCUCUUACAACAGACACCACUGCAAUGAGAAGGCAUAGGAGACCCAGCACUGGAGUCAAAGUGGCAUUUUGCUUCCCCUUGAAUGUUUCAGGUUAUGCAUGACAUCUGGGAUGUAGGAUCACAAAGCCCCGGUCACACCUACCCCACCGUUCAGUAUUUAUUACCCCAGCUGUGUCCACAGUCCUCUCUCCUUGCAUAGGACUGAGAGCAAUGAAGGGUACGAGCAGUACCAUGAGCUGUUACUACACUGCCCUGACACCCCUUGGCCCCGGCACGGGGUGUGUGAGGACUUUUCAGGCAGUCAGCAGCCCCCCAGGCCCCAUGAGCCUCAGCCACAGGCAGCAGAGGAGGGCUGGGGCCCAGGAGAGGAGGAAACCUCAAGUCCAUCGUUUAUUAUCCCACAUUCUGCCCAGCGCACACUAGGCACUGGAGAGGAACCAGUCCCCAUUUACUACACCGAGAUUUCUGCUCACGGAGAAAGACCGGCGCAUGAAAUUUGCUGCAAGCUCUAUGAGACCUCAGAGAUGAAGGGAAACCCGAUUCAAGAAGCAAAAGAAGAUAGACCAGGUUGUAUUCUUAACUUAGGGGCCUCGACCUUAGGUCAAGUUCUUUCUGUGCAUGUGGAAGGUGGCUGACCUGCCACCACUGCUCACAGCUGCUGCACUAGGAGCUGCCAGGUCAGGGCGUGAAGGCCCAGCCUCUGCCCUCUGUAAACUCAUGCUGCAGGAAGAGCGGCCAAGAAGGGAGACAUUGCUCUCCUUAGGACUUGAAAGGCUGUCACUGUUAAGCCUGGAGCUUGGACAGUUGCAAGAAGCUUACGGCGCCCGUAGCACCGUUCAUCCCUACUUCUGGGGCAUCUCUCCUAGCAGCCGACAUUCCUGUUCCUCCUGGGCUGCUUCUCUUUCCCUGAAUGUACGCAGGCAGCAGGCCUCCCCACAGCUGCCGGGAGGAUCCUGGGCAGCUGUGCUCCCAGCGCCAGGCACUGACCUUCCUGGUGUUUGAAGGCUUCCAGGGAACAAACUCCACAUGACCUUAAGCUCCCUCACAACUCAGUCAUGGUGCUGCUGUCCCCCAGGCUUUCUGGUCCCUCCCCGGCCAGCAGCAGGGGCCUCCACAGGGGUGGUGGAGAGAGCAUAUUUUCAACAACCAGUUUAUCCAAGAAAAGAGCUUACUGAUUCCCCCAUUGGUUUUCCUAAAGCAAGAGUGGCAGGUGAUCAGGGCUGGGGUGGCAUCAGUUCCUACAGCGCAGCUAAUUGCAUUUGUCACUGACGACCAAGGAGGAAAUCACUAAGAUGCAGUAGAAGCAGGGGUAUGAAUACUUCUGUACAAGCUACAGUUUUGAGCCUUAACCCUGUUAUUCACACACAAGAAAGAGCUCCGCCUCCCCUUCUUCACCUUGUGCAGACAGGGCGGCGGAGCGUGGCGGCUCUAGACUGCAGAGGAACACCACCGGGCUGCACUCGCAGCUGGCCCCUCCAAGGGUCGGGGCCUCCAGCUGCCCUGGCAGAAGGUGCAGGCGUUUGGCACUUUCAAAGAAGGGCAGAAGAGAGUGGGCAGCAAUUCCCAGUCCAGGAAGCAGCCUGUACUGUCGCUAGUUAUUUGCACACCUAGUAGGUAAGAACUGGAUUCGUGUCUGACCAGAUUAUUCCUCUGCACUUUUCUGCAAUAAAUCAAAGCCCACAUGCCCACAGGUGAUAGAAAAUCAUUUACUCCCCUGGAGGCCUGUCCUGUCAGAGGUGGGGCGGGUUGUGCUCAUUGAGCUCCCCUUUCCCUGCCAGAUUAUGACACAUUCAAAUGAACACGUUUCCUCUCCAGAACUCUGUAGUGCCUACCCCCCAUCCCCAGGACAGGGAUCUUUCAUUUGGAGAAGUUGGGAAGAGCUACAGAACAUGAGCAAUCUGAUAUUCCCACAGCCCAUUACACAUGCGCGGUUACUGAGGCAGGAGGAUAAAUGAUGUAUUGACCAGGACUCGCUGGAACCGGGCUUGCUGCAUUAUCUGUUCACUGUUCACAAUGCAGCCUGCUCCCAUCUCGGCGAGAAGUCGAUGGACACGUCGCCAACGCGCAAGGAGCUUCAGUCAGAUGAACUCUUUUCACAUUUUGUUGAAAUAAACCUUCAACAUUUGUAGAAGAGCCAUGGUUUGUCAUUUCAAUCCACGCCCAGCUGCUCAUCUGUACCACCACCAGCAGGGUUGUAAUGGGGCUCAGUGGUGGGUGCGACACCCAACACCCUUUGUCUCCUGAACUUACACAAGGGUGAACCGGAGGCCACAAAAAGCUGGCCUUGCCACCUGUCUCUGGCUGAAUCAAGGUAACACCACAGCCAACACCCACAGCUGAGCUUGGGCUCUUUAGUUUCUGUAGCAUUUUCCACAGAAAAUGCUGCCUGCUGAGAGCUGGUCAGGGGUCUUGGUGGGGUGUCCCCCAAAAGAGAAUAAGCUUAGGACAGGGAAGAAGGAUUGGCCUGUACAGUGAAGAUAACAGCUCCACAGCCCCACCUCAGCCCCAAGAAAAGCCACCUAAGUGGCCAGAGCCCAGUCCUUGGAAGUCCCCGUCCUAGCAGCAGGAAGUUGGACCUUCUGAAAUGCUCUCUGUUGUAAAGUCUGGGGUACCUGGCCCUUGUUAGAGGCGUGUAAGGAGAGAUUUUAAGUUUUCUUAAUACUCGAGAACUUAGUGGAUUUUGAAGUCUAGGCGCUUAGGGCAGUGGGGGCAGGAAACACGACUGCCUGGGCCUUCUGUGUUGGCUCCUCCCUCUGUAAGCCCUCGAGUCCUUGCAGGAACAUCUGCAAAGACGGUACAGGCCACAAGAAAGCUGGGGGAAUCGCUGGCCUUGGCUGAUUGAUUAUUAACCUCAGUGCCAUGUUUGUCUCUUAUCUUUGGGGUGUGUAGCAAAGCAGAGGAUGACUUCUGUCAAGAUGAAAUAAAAUUUCAAAAGUAGGUUGAAUCACUCUAAACCAGAUAUUCUUAAAAAGAGAUACAGGGGGACAUUGUUUCUCUGCCUCCGGCUGCUGCACUCAGUGGACAGGGCGGCAAUCCUGGCCAGCAGAGAGGCCUGGGCCUCCUCCCUCAGCCAGGUGAGAACCAGACCAAGCCCCAGGCCUGGGCUCUUAGUAACUUGGUUGACGGACAGGGGCAGUGCUUUCUUCUGCUAGGAAGUGACACUUUACCAGUUUUUUCCUUUCCUUUGCUUUUGGUUUUGGUUUGCAUCUGGGAUUAAACCCAACAGCACUUCACCACUGACCCACAACCCCGGCCCUCAGCUACUUUCAGUAUUCCAGAAACCCUGUAUGUGUCUCAGGUGACAAAAGCUCACCAGGCUUCUGUCUUCAUGUCAGCCAGAGUUUCACUAACCUGGAAGUGGACUGGCUCCUCACAAUGGCCAGAAGCCGCUCCAGUGGGCAGCUAGUAAGAAUGGCCACAGCACCUCUCCAUAAACACAGCAUAUGGGUGAGCAACACCUUCCAAAAGAGGGUUCCCUGUGGCUGGAUAAUGGAGCCUCUGCCCCAGGAGGACUUGGGACCACACAGGGGGCUCAGCCCAUGAGGAGCCAUAAGGAGAUAGGACAACCUAGGACGACCCAGGACUACCCUAGCUCAGAGGGGACUGAAUGAGUCCCAAGCAUCCUGACUCCAUGAUUGUUCUGGAGUAAGCAGGAUCAACUGCAGGUGAGGAGAGAUGGAAACCAUUGUAAAAGUCUGGGCCUUGAGUCAGGAGGAACCAAGUACAGUCUUGCCCAUACUAACAGGUCCUUUCACAGUCGCUUCAAAGAGCAGACCUCAGAAUUAAGUCUGAGCUGGGCUCUCCUACCUCUUGCUCUGGUCCCUCACUUGUCCAAGGGAAAGUUCCUGACUCUUCCUCUGUGA